Messenger RNA from Oncorhynchus kisutch (coho salmon), 1652 nucleotides. RefSeq names its product cdc42-interacting protein 4 homolog. The coding region runs from base 260 to 1258 and encodes 332 amino acids. The record is from RefSeq and is a predicted model, not a curated record. The transcript has 9 exons. Lineage: Eukaryota; Metazoa; Chordata; Actinopteri; Salmoniformes; Salmonidae.
AUUAGGAUUUGGGAGUGACGAGGAUAUGAAAGCUAGUUUAUCCCGCUUUCCUUUGCAACGAAUAUUGUUUAGAUGAACUAGAUUAGUUUGCUAAAUUAUAGGGAGAAAUGAUUCUCACUGUUUAGAAACGGAAAGGAUACAGAAGGGGUAUUUGAGCGUCCUCGGAAUUCAUCUCCCAGGAUUGAGGCGUCCUCCAAAUUGGGAUAAUUUUGAGGAAGUUCUUUGUAUUCAGGGAUCCGCUGAUAAGAAGACGUUAAACAUGGACUGGGGAACGGAUCUCUGGGACCAAUAUGACAUCAUCGACAAGCACACGCAAUCCGGGCUGGAACUGGUAGAGAAGUAUGUCAAGUUUGUGAAGGAGAGGACGGAGAUAGAGCAGAACUAUGCCAAGCAGCUGAGAAAUCUAACAAAGAAAUACAAUCCUAAACGAGGCUGUAAAGAGGAACAGGAAUGCAGGUUCUCCAACCACCAGUCCUUCCUGGACAUCCUGAAUGAGAUGAACGACUACGCAGGACAGAGGGAGCUGAUUGCUGAGAACAUGAUGAUGAACAUCUGCAUCGAAAUCACCAAGUACCUGCAGGAGCUCAAGAUGGAGCGUAAGACGCAUCUGUCGGAGGCCAAGAAAGCCCAGCAGAGUUUGGAGAGCACCUAUAAGCAGCUCGACUGUAGUAAGAAACGUUUUGAGAGGGAGUGGCGGGAAGCAGACAAAGCUGCUCAAUAUGCCGAGAAAACUGACCAGGACAUCAACGCCACCAAGGCCGACGUCGAGAAGGCCAAACAGCAGGCCAACAUGAGGACACACAUAGCGGAGGAGUGUAAGAACGACUAUGCAGCCCAGCUGCAGAAAUACAACAAGGAGCAGAGCCAGUUCUACUUCAGCGACAUGCCUCUCAUCUUCAACAAACUCCAGGAUAUGGAUGAGAGGCGGGUGAGGAAGCUGGCGCAGGGCUACGUCUUGUUCUCAGACACGGAGAGGCACGUGAUGCCCAUUAUCGGGAAGUGUCUGGAGGGCGUCACCAAAGCGGGCACUAAUGUCAACGAGAGGAAUGACUCCAUAGCUCUUAUAGAGCAGUACAAGUCAGGCUUUGAGCGUCCUGGGGACCUGGACUUUGAGGACUACAGUCAGGGCAUCAACCGUGCCUCCUCAGACAGCAGCCUGGGCACCCUCGGUACACCCAAAGGCCCCCUGGAGCUGCUGGGCAAGAACAGGAGCAAACCGUUCUGGCUGUUCAGCAAGAAGAGUAAGGUAGGCUGCUAGUACCACGCCUCCUCGCAGACACAAUGACUAGUUUACACUCCCUGGUACAGCCCACUCCCAUGACUCAGUUCUGACUAGCUGAGUGACUUUCUGAGUUGGGAAGAGACAUUAUUAUCCUAAUCUACAAUUCAUGCCCACUUCAGGUUAUUUCCCUCCUAUGAAAGAGUGGAUUUCUUAGUGUUUGAAAUGAUCAGUGCUCCAAGGUGCAGGUAGAUCAACCGUGAGCAGUGUGUGUCAGUGUUGAGGCAGAGGGGCUGAAUCAGGGAGACAAGAGUCUGGGAACGUCCCUCUGGGGACCACUUCUAUCACUAUGGUUCUGAAGCUGUGGUCUCACACACAAUCUUUCCUGUUCCCAGAGCUCUGCAUGUACAUACUGCAUGGCUCCCCUCUCUCU